Molecule: messenger RNA, 819 nt
Organism: Tripterygium wilfordii
Lineage: Eukaryota; Viridiplantae; Streptophyta; Magnoliopsida; Celastrales; Celastraceae
Product: probable L-type lectin-domain containing receptor kinase S.5
Exons: 2
Coding region: 1-819 (272 amino acids)
Molecular function (GO): carbohydrate binding
Source: RefSeq, a predicted model, not a curated record
AUGCAUAUUAUUCUUGUUCUGCUUCUUGCAGCUGCGGCCUUUCUCAACCAAGCUUAUGCAGAAAGUCUUGCUCCGGAGCCUGCACCACAACUCUCCGCAACUAACUUUGCUUUCCCUUCUUUCGACACUCAAAGUUGCAGCUCCUCCAGCAACCUACUCUGCCUCGGCGCUGUUACAGCCCAUGAUGGUUUCCUAAGCCUUACGCCAGAGCCUUCGCUAUUCCCUGGCUUUCGAAACUCAAAUAAACACAAGGUUGGAUGGGUUCUAUACCGUCAACCAGUGGUUGUUUGGCCAGCAUUUUUAUCUACCGUCUUCAAAUUCAGAAUUGUCGUAGCCUCCAAUUCAUCGGCUGGAGAUGGAGUGUCAUUUCUUAUGCUUCCAGUUAAUAGACCUUCACUAGAUGAUCUUGGAAUCGUAGGACAACCAAAUACAAAACCAGGUAGUGAUAUUCGUCAAUUAACAGUGCGGCUGGAUACUUACAAGAACAACUUUGACAUUGAUGGGAAUCAUAUCACUGUUGACACAGCAAGCGUAGAAAGACCACUAAUAGCUGCGAGUCCCAAUGGUAGCGGAAUUGACCUUAAAAGUGGCAAGGUUAUCAAAGUUCAAAUCGAUUAUAAUAGCUGGACUAAAUGGCUUGAAGUACAUGCAGGAUAUGAAUCAAACCCACUUGAGAAGAUUGUUUCCCGACAAAUUGACGUCACAGGUAGGAUUCCAAACUCCAUGUAUGUUGGCUUCGCAGCUGUCACUCAGAAUUUCGCAGAGAGCCAUCAACUUCUCAGCUGGGAAUUUAAAUCUACAACAAAGUGGAACCAUUAA